Molecule: messenger RNA, 1650 nt
Organism: Drechmeria coniospora
Lineage: Eukaryota; Fungi; Ascomycota; Sordariomycetes; Hypocreales; Ophiocordycipitaceae
Exons: 1
Coding region: 1-1650 (549 amino acids)
Biological process (GO): regulation of translational initiation; poly(A)+ mRNA export from nucleus; regulation of translational termination
Cellular component (GO): nuclear pore cytoplasmic filaments; cytoplasm; nuclear pore
Molecular function (GO): inositol hexakisphosphate binding; translation initiation factor binding; phospholipid binding
Source: RefSeq, a predicted model, not a curated record
AUGACGCGCUCCUCUCCGCUGAAGAGCGAGCUUCUCUCCAGCCCCGACCGUGGAAAUCAUUUGAGCUUCCUUUUCGAAGAAAGAAACACAGAGCUCAGCCACCGAGACGCGCUUGCCGCGGCCCAGGCAGAACACCAACGAGUCAGAGAUGCAGCCCUCCGCGUGUACGAACUUCACGAGUUGCGAGAAGAGCACCAACGGAUUCUCGACCAGGGGCGCAGGGAGGAGGAGAGGCUCAAGGCCGAGGCUCGGGUGGCGGAGGAGGUGAAAAGGCUCCAGAUACUGAAGGCGAAGACGAUACCAAAGCCUGCGCCGCCGCCGCCGCCGCAGCCAGCACCGGCAGCCCCGAAACCAGUUGAGCGUGUCCAGCCUCCGGGAGCUGUAGCGAAACCUCCCGAGACGACGACGCCGGAUACGACGGCUCCCAAGUCGUCCGAGGUGAAGGCACAGCUCUUUGCUGCGACGCCAGUAGCGAACGGGUUUCCCUCGGCACCGCCCAAGCCAGCAUCGAACAAUGCCUUCCCUCCCACCGCCACGCCGGCCGCACCGUUUGGUUUGGCUGCUCCUAAACCUGCCGCUGCCGUGGUUCAGAAGCCAAAACCAGUGCAGGCACAAACCCAACCGGCACCUCCAUCAAAUACCACCAUCGAUCGAUACCGACAAAUACAUCAAGAACUAAAAACGCUGCGGAAAAACUUGACGGCGCAGUCCAAGGUCCCCGGGUCACCAUUGAAGGGCAAAAUGGGCACCUUCCGGAGAGAGAUCCGCGUCGCCAUCGGGCAGCUCACCGGUGGCAAAGGCGCAAAUGUCCAACCAGUCGGUCAUCCCCGGCGCUCCAUGCUGCCUUGUUGUGUUGCUGAUGGUUUGCAGACAAACAAAAUCAUGUCAAUUUUGCGAGAAUCGCUCGAGGGGAAAGUUCCUAGUCCGCCGAUCGACGUUUCCACUUUUGUUUUGGAGCCGCGUCAACCGGCGGAAGGGGCACUGUUCAACGACGCGACCAUGCCGGCGCUCUUCGUGUACCUCGUCAACAUUUGCGCCAAAGGCAUCAUCAGUCAGUUUAUCAACGAAGCCGGUGCGAAUCCGAAGGCUGCCGAUCCUAUCGGUGUCUUCGCGGCCCAGAUAUUCUCCCACAAGGACUUUCAAUGGCGUGGCCAGUCGCUGAUCGACAUCCUGCUGGCCAAGUACCGGGUCGCAUGCCCGGUGUUGUUUGGGUUCAGGGGCAACGACAAGACGGAGAGGGGCCGGCAGGCCAUCGGGUGGCGCAAGGAUGGGCCGACUUGGAUUACGGAGCAGAACCACAAUGACAGAAUGGCCGGUCUCGGCGCUGGAUUCGCAUCCAUCUCGCUACGGGACUUUAGCAAAUCCUCCAAGGUCAACCCCUAUCCACCCACGAACUACUGGAAGGCAUUCGCCGGCAUCGUCAACUCGCCGGCCAACGAGACUUCCAACACACAGUACGUCGUCUUGCGCACCAUGAUCGACGGUCACGAGCAGCGGUUCCUCAACUUUUUCGGCAACGCCGCCGCCGCCGCGCUGCGAAUGGCGCUGGUGGAAUUUCCCAGAAAGGCACCUCCAAACGCGUCUGCGGCCGGAUCGCUGCUCGCGCUGGCCGAGGUGCUGAAAUCGGAGAGCGGCUUAGUAUUCACUUGA